This is a messenger RNA of Larimichthys crocea (large yellow croaker), 2338 nucleotides long. It is a transcript of the gene cd302, whose product is annotated as CD302 molecule. Lineage: Eukaryota; Metazoa; Chordata; Actinopteri; Sciaenidae. The coding region runs from base 85 to 840 and encodes 251 amino acids. The record is from RefSeq and is a predicted model, not a curated record. The transcript has 6 exons.
UGUGUAGGUGGGUGGGAUCUCGCUCGCGUCGCUGUGGACUCUGGUGGAGACGUGCAACAGUCAGAGAAACUAGUUGUGUGCUUCAUGAUUUCUUCUGUUUUCGCCGUCAUGGAGCCACGGAGGAAAACCCACUGUCCCCGAUCAGUGUUGUGCUGCGUGCUGGUGCUGUGUGUCCAUCUGCGGCUCAGUUUGGCCGGAGACUGCCCUGCGGAUGGACGCACCUGGGUUCCGUUCGAAGACAAAUGUUACCACUUUGUCCACGGAGAAGAGGACAAAAUCAAAAGCUACACUUUUGAAAGAGCAAAAACCCUCUGCCAAGGAUUUGAGCUUUUGACCAUCAAGAGCGCUGAGGAGAAUGAGUUUGUCAUUAAAUAUAGCCCAGAGGUGUGGAAAGACACUGUCAACGUGUGGCUGGGAAUGUAUUAUGACACAAACAGUGAAGACAUGAGGUGGUUCACCGAUGAACCUGUUAAAUUCACCAACUGGGAGGACAACUCUCCGUUAGACAUCGUGCCCAUGGAUACAUGCGUGGCUCUGCACAGCAACACGGGGAAGUGGCAAAAUGUUAGCUGCCUAACUGAUGUUGAGAAUGGAGUGAUCUGUAAGACCAAGCAGAAGGCAGUGGAAACCAAGAAGAAGCCCAGCGCGCUGCUGUCCACCCUGGUCAUUCUCAGCGUGGUAGCUAUCGUGGGAGUCUCAGCAGUUAUUUGGUUCCUGCACCAGAAGCACAAUCUUGGCUCCACAGUCUUUACGGCAUUCGAGUACCACCCUCCGUUCCGAGUCCUGGAAACGGACCAGUCCCGCCUGGUGGAGGCUGAGGAGACUAACAGCGUGCCGUAGUAGAACUUUCUCCGUCUUCCAUAAUAGGAAGUAUCAGGCCAUAAUCACUGGGUGGGUUCAUACAAAAAGAACAGCGUUCAUGCAAAAACAGUUGCAGAAGUAGUUUUGAGCUAAAACGUGUCAAUAUCAUGACAAAGUGUGACUGUCAGAAACUCACGCCAAGCUUACUCUAAUACUAACUUCUAACUGUGGCACAUAAACAUCUCACUACCUUUUCUUUUUUCUGUCAUCUGCACUAACAAAGAUUCAUCUGUACAUUUUUCAGAUUGGUUUAAUCAUCAGCAGCAGCUGCGGCCUGUGCAGUCCGCAUAUCAUCUUUUGAUUUGAUGCAACAUUGGCUUAUUAUCAGGCAUUGUACGUUUCUUCGAUAACUCUUGUGAUCAUUAUUUCUCUCAUAUUAAAAAUAACUCGUUAUUUCUCAUUGAAAGAGGGAGGCAUUAAAUGAAUGAAGUUUUUGUGAGCAGACAGAAAGUUUCUGUUACGGGUGGACUAACGAAGAGAGAGAUUGAAAUAAGAUUGGUCAGUUGGUGCUGGCGGGGACAGAGAUAUCCUGAUGUUUAGUUUUUGAUUUGUAACAAGCUACAACAGUGUUGGAUUAUACAUUCCCCAUAAUGACCAAACAAUCUCAUGUUUCCAUUAGACCCUUUGUGUUUGGAGAAUGCUCUACGUCUCUACUUUAAAAAGCUGCCCCCAGAGCCACACUACAAAUGACUUACUUACCUUUUUUUAUCUGUGAAAUCAGCAGUGUUCCUUUGUUUUUAACAGUAUUCAAAGAUGAGAUUUGUCAAUCGCAGGAUAUCACUCGCACAUGUAAAUAGCUUGAUCCAGACCGGAUCGAGCCCAGCAGGAGAAUGCACAGUCGCACAAACCUUAUGAACAAACCUUGUUACUCCUCGCAUGUAAAUGUAGCCAAGGUAAGGUAGAUUUUUGCACAGUCCGUAAAGCUGAUUCUUUUUCAGGUAAAACAUGUUGAAGUGGAAAUCCGUCCCUGCACAUUCAGUUUUUAUUGUGUCCAAGUCUGAGACUAACCAAAAUAUUGCCAGUAAAGCCAGUAUUUAAAAAAGAAAGAUUUCAUCUUCAUUCAUUCCAGGAUAUUUUCAAGGUGGCUAUCCUGAAAAUGAUCAAAAUUCAUCUGCCAUUGAUGUACUUUUUUUUUGUUGUUGUUGUUGUUGUUGUUAAAAGAUAUUUGUGGAGUGUUUCUUUGCUGCCCUGUGAAUUGCAAACUUGGCACUAGUAUUGCUUUAUUUUUAAGAGAGUGCUCAUGAUUUUGGGUGUUGGAAAUAAUAAAUCCUUCCUGUGCCAUUAAAGACAAUCGAGAUUUGUGUUGGGAAAAUUUGCAGAAUAAUGUCAAGAUGUCAAUAUGUUGUGUAAAAUAAACUCUAUUAAUGCAAUCAUACAUUUCCAACAGCAUCAAUGCUUUUGUGUAAUAUAUAAGUUUAAUUUGACAGGGUCUGAGCCCUUGUGUGUGUUUUUCAUAAUAAAGUAUGUUUGAGUAUAA